GUUUUUAAAAUGUUACCACUUCGUAUUGUUUUCUUUGACUCCCAUCCUCCAAAAAGAAAUUACUAAAUCUUAAAUUAUAGUUUAUUUGGGAACUUGCAAUGACAACUUAAAUAUUCAGUUUCUUUUGAAUAAGUACCCCCACUUUUUUUUUUCUACGUGAAGAGGUUAGGAGUCGGGAAACGACUGAAAUCAACCUGGAAAUUUACUUCUUAAUUUCCAUUUAAAAACUGCAUGUGGCUUGCAUACUUUUAAUUUAAAAAAUAAUAAUAAUUAAACUUGGGCUUCGAUGUGACCGCUAGACUUGUUAGAAAUAACAGCCCUAUCUUCCUCAAAUUACCCCUACUAUCUUGUAAAAGGACAUAUUUCAUAAAUACCCUUAAAAAGAAGGAAAGUUCACGACUUGAGGACGUUUGAUUAGGUCUGCUCAAUAGUCAGACGUAAUUACGAAUAUUUGAAGAAUGGGUUGAAUCAAGCGUCUACAUAAAGCGCAUGUGUAGAAAUAUAAAUGGAGUUUGUUUGUAUGAAGGUCAUGCCUUAAAAAAAAAAAAAAAAAACUAUUGACAUUAAUUGAAACUGGCGGCUAAAAAAAAACUGAAAACUGGUAAGGGCUUUGAUAGAUGAAUGCCAUAAAGGAGACAUUAAUUGAUUCGAUAUGGCGGUUUCUCAAGUUAACGAUUUACAUGAGUUUAGGUGGAAUGUCUUCUUUGACAAAAAAAUGGAUAGGCAUUGCAGUAAACAGUUGUCAAACAACAGAAGAAAAGAAAGUGAGUAAUGAAACAGAAAAAGCAGAAUACAUCGUUGAUAAAACGAAAAAGAAAAGCAACGAAAUUAAAGCGCUCGUUAGUGAGUUUGUUGGGAAACCUAAAAGAUAUGAUUGUAUUAAAACUCCCGCGUCGUGACGACAGAUGAAGAUGGAAGAAAAUAACAGUGACAGUGCUAUGAGUUCCAGCCAAAAUGACAGUGAAGAAUUUCUGAAGAAUCGAACAUUUCAGAAAGAUACUAUCCAGGCAAUUGAUCGCAAAUCAGUUCAUCACAUAUGCUCUGGUCAAGUCAUUGUUAACCUAGCAACAGGUGUUAAAGAGCUUGUUGAGAACAGUAUUGAUGCUGGAGCCACAACUGUCGAAAUUAAAUUAAAAGAAUAUGGUUCUGAGUUGAUUGAAGUUAUUGAUAAUGGUUGUGGUGUGGCAGAAGAAAAUUUUGAAGGUUUAACUUUGAAACAUUAUACCUCUAAACUGAAGGAUAUUUCUGACCUCACCUUAGUAGAAACAUUUGGGUUUCGUGGAGAAGCAUUGAGUUCAUUGUGUGCCCUCAGUAAACUAACAAUUAUCACCAGACAUAUAAAUGCUUCAGUUGGUACAAAACUCCAAUUUGAUCAUCAUGGAAAGAUUAAUUCAUGCACACCUUGUGCAAGACAACCAGGAUGCACUGUCAUAUUGGAGAAUUUGUUUUCAACACUACCUGUUAGGCAUAAAGAAUUUUUAAGGAACUUGAAAAAAGAAUUCUUUAAAAUGGUUCAAGUUUUGAAUUCCUACUGCCUUAUUAACGUCGGUGUGAGGAUUUCAUGUUAUAACCAGGUUGGAAAAGGAUCAAGAUCAUUAAUUGUAUCAUCAAUUGGAAAGUGUUCAGUUAAAGAAAAUAUCGCUAAUAUUUUUGGAACAAAGCAACUUCAAACAAUUUCAGAAAUUAUUCAUACUAAACCCUCAGAAGAUGUAUGUGCUGAGUUCGGAAUAAAACUGAAUGAAGAAGUGUGUGAUCUUUUCAGCAUUGACGGUUACAUUUCAAAAUGUGAACAUGGCUGUGGAAGAAGUAGCACUGACCGGCAAUUUUAUUUUGUCAAUAAACGCCCCUGUGAUUCUGUGAAGAUCACUAAGAUUGUCAAUGAUGUUUAUCACAUGUACAACCGUCACCAGUACCCAUUUGUGGUUCUUCAGCUGAACAUUACCAAAGGAAGUGUUGAUGUCAAUGUUACACCUGAUAAACGGAAAGUAUUCUUUGAGAAUGAGAAGUUACUUCAUGCUAUCAUAAAGGCUUCACUGUUGGCACUUUAUGAACCAACGUCUGCUAUUUGUACAAGUAUUUCUAUGAAAGGUCAGUUAAGUUUUGAUACAAAACAUGAGAGAGAAUUUAAUGAAAGUUGUGAAAAAGAAUUGUCAAGUCCUAAGCAGACACCGAGUAAAUUACUUAGCAACUUAACCAGGUCAAUGUCUUCCCCUUCAUCUGGUUUAAACCAUCAUUCUCAUGAAAAUACACCAUCAAGCCUUAUGAAAUUUUACAAUGAAAAACAAAAAUUAUCAAGCUCUACACCAACUUUAAAGAAAGCUCAAUCGUUAAACAGUCUUUCAAGAUGGCUGAAAAGAAAACCACAAGAUGACAAUGAAAAUGUGGAAUCUGACGGAAGUUCUCCAAAGAAACUUACGUAUAGUGAACCAUUUCUGGAUUCUUCUUUUACUUUCAAAGACAUUUCUCAAGGCGAACAUUGUAAACAGGUACAAAAUGAAGACACAGCCUCAUUCCAUUCAUCUAAUGAAACUGAGCCUGUUUCAGAUUCAGGAUUGUCUCUCAGUCAACCUGAAUCUUCACAAAGCCAAACAGAAUCCCAUUCCUCUCUAUCAGUUUAUUACCAUAGUUCUUCACCUGAAGGACAUACAGCCAGUGUUAAAAGUGAAGAAUCACAAUCACAAGCUUCUGAGUUACAAGAACAGGAGACAGAAAGAGAAAUGGUGACAAAGAGUGAAGUGAUUACAAAAUAUGAUGAAGAGUCAGAGAUAUUUAGAAAAGAAACAACCGUGCCAUUUUCUAUGGAUUCCCUCCGUCAGAAACUAAAAUUACAUAGAGAACACAAAGUGAAUACUUCCAAAGAUCUUUGUCGCAACUUUCGAGCAAAAAUUUCUCCAAGUGAAAAUAAAUCAGCUGAGGAAGAACUUGCUAAACAAAUUGACAAAAGUAUGUUUAAAAGUAUGGAAAUCUUGGGACAGUUCAACCUUGGCUUUAUCAUCACACGAUUAAAUGAGGACUUAUUCAUUGUGGAUCAACAUGCUACUGAUGAAAAAUAUAAUUUUGAGAAAUUGCGGAAAAACACAGUAAUGCAAGGCCAGAAAUUGAUUCGUCCUCAGCCUUUGGAAUUAACUGCAAGCAAUGAAAUUAUUCUUCUCAAUAGUAUUGAGAUUUUCAACCGAAAUGGCUUCAGCUUUAUAAUUGAUGAAUCUGCUGUACCAGGUCAGCGAGUGAAACUGGAAACAGCACCUGUGAGUAAAAACUGGAAUUUUGGCAAAGAAGAUAUUGAAGAACUUAUUUUCAUGCUGACAGAUUUUCCGGGUGUCAUGUGCCGUCCAUCCCGUAUAUGUCAGAUGUUUGCUUCUCGUGCCUGUCGCAAAUCAAUAAUGAUUGGAACUGCUCUCAAAAAAAGAGAAAUGAAAACGCUCAUCUGUCACAUGUCAGAACUUGACCAACCAUGGAAUUGCCCUCAUGGUCGUCCAACUAUGCGGCAUUUGAUCAACUUAAACAUGAUUCCAACUUCCAUUUGAUGAAAUUCUGAAACAUUUUGUAAUAAAAUUCAUAAUGCUGUAAAACCAAAUAA
Molecule: messenger RNA, 3577 nt
Organism: Octopus bimaculoides (California two-spot octopus)
Lineage: Eukaryota; Metazoa; Mollusca; Cephalopoda; Octopoda; Octopodidae
Product: mismatch repair endonuclease PMS2
Biological process (GO): mismatch repair
Cellular component (GO): MutLalpha complex
Molecular function (GO): ATP hydrolysis activity; ATP-dependent DNA damage sensor activity; ATP binding
Source: RefSeq, a predicted model, not a curated record